This is a messenger RNA of Argentina anserina (silverweed cinquefoil), 1973 nucleotides long. RefSeq lists its product as uncharacterized. Gene Ontology annotation, molecular function: protein binding. The transcript is spliced from 4 exons. The record is from RefSeq and is a predicted model, not a curated record. NCBI's taxonomy places the organism in Eukaryota, Viridiplantae, Streptophyta, Magnoliopsida, Rosales, Rosaceae. The coding region runs from base 388 to 1605 and encodes 405 amino acids.
CAACGAAGCCUUCAACCUCUCAACUUCUCCAUCUUCUUCUUCAACAUAAGAGUGAUGAGCAUCCUUCAUUCCUCCUCCUCCUAUCUCUCUCUGGGCUAUGGACUCGCUUCUGGUCCUUCUCUCCCUGCUUCUCUGCAUGGAAGCAUACACAUUCUCUCAGUGCAUGGAACGCUGCCUGCCAGGUUGCAAAAUUGUGCAGAUUGAUGAGUGUUAUAAGUUUCCCAUUCAUGAUUCUUCCUCACACAUUCAACUGAUUCAAGAAGCAUUUUCGAGUCUCCUUCUGUACGCCGACCUCUUGGGUAAAGCAUCGUCAGAUUUCAUUUUCACAGUCCAAGUGGGGCAUACUGUGAAUUUCUCUUGAAGCAAAACUAGAAAGACAAGUUAAAAAUGGUUAAUGCUGUCAGUAAAUGUACCCGAAGGAAGAAUGUUGAGUGGCUGGAUUUGGAAUCCGAAGGUGUGGUUGAUAAUAUACUUUCAGGGCUUCCUGUGAAGUUCCUUCUAAAUGUCAAGGCUGUUUCUAGAUUCUUGCGUGAUUUAAUUCGGAGUCAAGCUUUCAUUAGAUUGCAUUUAAGUCGGUCAAGAGAAAAUGCCCAGUACAUACUUUUCCCUUUUAUGCCAAUUGACAGAAACAUAUAUUUCAUUGAUGCUGAUGCGGAAGUCACUGAAACAGUCUCUCUUCCUACUGAUGAGUCUCUAUCAACUCUUAGUAUGGUUUGUUCCUAUAAUGGUUUGAUAUGUCUUACAAAUUUUCCUGUGACUCUUGACUCAAAUAGCUUUGAAGGAGAGACAAGGGAAGACUUGUUAAUUCUAAUCUGCAAUCCCGCCACUCACGAAUUUGAUCUACUUCCAAAAUGCAGCCCAUCAAAAGAGGACCUAGGCAUUGGUGUUGCCUUUGGGCCAGAUAUCUGUGAGUAUAGAGUAUUUCGGUUUUUCCAUUCCAAAUUGAAUCCUGAAAUAGUCCGGCCUGUCCAAGAGGUUGUGCAAUUUAGGAUUUUGGACCCCAAUACUAGACCUGAAACAGUCCUUCCUCCAGAAUGUGAGAUAUAUUCAUCCAGAACAGGAGCCUGGAGUUACAUAGGUCAUGUUCAGCAUCGUCCUAUGGGUGCGCAUCACAUAUUCGUUAAUGGAAAGGUUUAUUGGUUUAUUCCUUCAGAAGAAAAACCUGAUAUCCCUGGUUCCAUUCUUUCAGUUGAUAUGGGGGAGCAUUUUGAAGUUAUUGGGCUUCCAGAGACACUCACAGAACUCUCCUUCUUAAUUGAUAUUCAAGGUUGCUUAUCAGUUGUCACAGUUUCGGAUAAAGAUGAGCCUGUGGCUAUUUGGAUUUUAAAGAAUGAAAAUGAAUCUGUUUGGGAGAAGAAAUGUGGUGCUGAUAUUCCUUAUGCAGGAAUGAUGGAGGAACUUCACUCCGUAGCUUCUAGAGAAAGUGAAAUUUUUUUCAUAACUGCACGCUAUUAUACUAUCUUAGACACAAAUGACAGUUCCUGGGACCUUGUUGAGUUCGAAGAGUUUGAAUUCAAUGCUCACUCUGUUUUUCCAUACACAGCAAGCCUCCUCCCUUGUACUGGAGGCUUUAAAGGGGAGGUGAACAAUAAAAGAGCAGUGUGAUUCUGGUUGUAAUUAUUUUAUUGUCUUCUCUUCCAGGUUCCUGUCCCUUGGAUAAGCUUGGUUUUUGUUUGUUCUUACUUGUUAAAUCUCAGAAGCUCCAUGUUCAGAUUUUUCCAAAGGGACCACCACCCUUCGUUUGGACUUAAGAGAAAUCGGGAACACUGUUAUGAUGCCGCCCUAGAAGUCAAUUAAUCUGAAUAUUAAACAUCUUAAGCAAUGAGACUUAUUAUUUAAAAUUCCUGGGAAAUUCAGCUUUGGUCAUUUCUGUAUCUAUUUACUUUUACAGUUUGAAGUGGUUUGAAAUUGGAGUUAUUUAUGAGAUUUUGUUGAAUGUUAUAUUGAUGAGUUCUGGAAAAACUGUUGGCAUG